Molecule: messenger RNA, 1310 nt
Organism: Salvia splendens (bonfire salvia)
Lineage: Eukaryota; Viridiplantae; Streptophyta; Magnoliopsida; Lamiales; Lamiaceae
Product: zinc-finger homeodomain protein 9
Exons: 1
Coding region: 110-886 (258 amino acids)
Biological process (GO): regulation of DNA-templated transcription; regulation of developmental process
Cellular component (GO): nucleus
Molecular function (GO): transcription cis-regulatory region binding; DNA-binding transcription factor activity
Source: RefSeq, a predicted model, not a curated record
UCUCUUAAAAAAAUACAAGAAAUAAAAAAAAGGAGAAAUUAAAAAAAAACUCAUCCUUUUAGUUUAAAAUUAAACGAGUGUAAUAGUAGUUGAUGUAGUUUGAGGAGCAAUGGAGCUAAGCAAAUCGGCAGUCAAAACCCCAGAUGCUGAACCCGAAACCCCGACCCGGUUCCAACCCGCCCCGCCUCCCUGCAACGGCGCGAUUAAGCGCCUCCACCUCGGCCACCCCGUGGUGGUGGCAUACAAGGAGUGCCUGAAGAAUCACGCCGCCGGCGUCGGCGGCCACGCCGUCGACGGCUGCGGCGAGUUCAUGCCCUCCCCUCUCUCCAACCCCGCUGAUCCCGCCUCGCUAAAAUGCGCCGCCUGCGCCUGCCACCGCAAUUUCCACCGCCGCGAGGAGCCCCCCGCCGCCGCCCCGCUGCCGGCGCUCGAGUACCGCCCCAUCCACCGCCACCGCCCCUCCCCGCCGCGCCUGAGCAGCGCCAGCCCGGAUAAUUCGCCGUCGCCUCCGCCGAUCUCAUCCUCGUUCUACCCCUCGGCGCCGGUGCACAUGCUGCUGGCUCUCGGCGGCGGCGCUCUGAUCAGCGGCGCUUCGCCGCCGGUGAUGAGCUCCGGCGGCCGGAAGAGGUUCCGCACGAGGUUUACGCGGAAUCAGAAGGAGAAAAUGCUGGAAUUCGCGGAGAGAUUGGGGUGGAAAAUGCAGAAGAAGGAUGAAGAUUUGAUUGGCGAAUUCUGCGGCGAAGCUGGAUUGGAGAAAGGGUGUUUCAGAGUGUGGAUGCACAACAACAAAAACACUCUCGCUAAGAAAGAUCGUCCGCCGCCGACCGCCAAUAGCGGCGGCGGAAUGAGUUGCGCCGCUGACAGCAAAGAGGUUUUAGAUAGUUGAGAAAAGAUAAAUCGGAAUUUCGCCUGCAAUUUGUUAGUAGUUUAAUUUCUAAUUCUGCUUCUUAAUUAGAUUCUUACCUUGCUUAACUAAUCUUUAUCUAUUACUAUGAGUAGGAUUGAUCAAAUUUAUGGGGGAUUUAGAGUAUUUGUUUAGUUAUCAUUUAUCUAAAUCGGUCCAUGCAUUACUUUUUUCUUAAUUAUCUCUAUAUUAUCUAAUGAAGAAUUAACAUUACUUUUUCACUUGGUUUGUCUGAAAUCAGGCAGCAAAAAGUGGCUAUAUUAAUCAAAUUGAGGCAUUUGUGUUUUUCUAAAUUUUAGGUCCUUUUGGAGAGUAUAUAGUACAGCUUCUUGUUCAUGCUAGAAAAAGAUUGACAUCCAGAUUUGAGAUUAUUAUUUUAAAUAAUUGUUCCUGUUUAACACUUUAA